GUUUUCUUCCCCGAAAGAAUUUAGUUAGAGGAGGAGGAGGCCGAGUUGAAAAUGGCCGACGGCGUGGAUCACAUCGACAUUUACGCUGAUGUGGAAGAAGAGUUCACGCAGGAGGCCGAGUACAACGUCCACGAGCAGAUCGACCUCUACGAUGACGUCAUCUCGCCCUCCGCCAACAACGGGGACGCCCCGGAGGACCGGGACUACCUGGACGCCCUGCCCACGGCCGGCGGGGACGGGGGCAAGGGCGCCCCGCCCAACGUGGUCUACACCUACACGGGCAAGAGGAUCGCCCUGUACAUCGGCAACCUGACGUGGUGGACGACUGAUGAGGAUUUGACGGACGCCAUUCGCUCUGUCGGGAUUAAUGAUGUGUUGGAGAUCAAGUUCUUUGAGAACCGAGCCAACGGCCAAUCAAAAGGGUUCGCUCUGGUCUGCGUGGGGUCGGAGGCGUCCUCCCGGAAGCUUCUGGAGCUGCUGUCCAAGCGGGAGCUGCACGGGCAGAACCCCAUCGUCACGCCCUGCAGCAAGCAGUCCCUCAGUCAGUUCGAAAUGCAGUCCCGCAAAAGUACGCAGUCAGGGCAGAUGUCUGGGGAGGGCAAGGCCGGGCCCCCUGGCAUAGGCCCCCGCGGGGGCUUCCCCCUGGGCCGAGGGAGGGGGCGUUUCCCUGGCCCCCCCGGCCCCGGAGGCGACCGGUUCCCAGGCCCCGUGGGACCAGGAGGCCCCCCGCCACACUUCCCAGGGCCUGGGAUGAGGCCCUCCGAGCUCGUUCCCCACAGGCACCAGGACGGCCAUCUGAUGGACAUGAAUUUCAAUUGCUUCCAGCCCAGAGAUGGGAGCUGGCGACCCAGAGGAGGCCUACAAGGACCACCCCGCCCGCCACCUGGCCCGCCGGGCCCCCCCGGUCCACCCGGGCCCCCUCCCCCAGGACAGGGUCUCCCCCCACCCAUGUCAGGGCCGCCGAACCGCGGCGACCGCCCCCCGCCCCCCGUCAUGUUCCCGGGCCAGUUCGGCCAGCCCCCGAUGGGCCCCAUCCCGCCCGGCCCCCCGCCCCCCGUCCCGGGCUACGGCCCCCCUCCGGGACCCCCUCCCCCGCAGCAGGGCCCCCCCCCUCCGGGUCCCUUCCCGCCGCGGCCCCCGGGGCCCAUCGGCCCGCCCCUUGCCCUGGCCCCGCCCCCCCACAUGCCCGGCCCGCCCCCCGGAGCUCCGCCUCCUGCCCCCCAUGUCAACCCCGCCUUCUUCCCCCCGCCCGGAAACAGCAACAUGCCCUCCUCCGACAGCCGGGGGCCCCCCCCCAACGACCCCUACGGCCGGCCGCCUCCGUAUGACCGGGGGGAGUACGGUCCCGCUGGCAGGGAAAUGGAGGCCGCGCGGACGCCCCUGAGCGAGGCGGAGUUCGAGGAGAUCAUGAACCGCAACCGAGCCAUCUCCAGCAGCGCCAUCUCCCGGGCGGUGUCCGACGCCAGCGCAGCGGACUACGGCAGCGCGAUCGAAACGCUGGUGACCGCCAUCUCGCUGAUCAAGCAGUCGAAGGUGUCGGCGGACGACCGCUGCAAGGUGCUGAUCAGCUCCCUGCAGGACUGCCUGCACGGCAUCGAGUCCAAGUCCUACGGCUCGGCCUCCAGAAGGGAGCGGUCUCGGGAGAGGGACCACAGCCGGUCCCGGGAGAAGAGCCGCCGCCACAAGUCACGCAGCCGCGAACGGCACGAGGACUACUACCGCGAACGCAGCCGCGACCGGGAGCGGCACCGCGAGAGGGACCGCGACCGGGAGCGCGACCGCGAGAGGGAGUAUCGCCACCGCUAGGGACAGUAGAGCCAUUUAAAGUUUGCUAGAUGAAAAGCAUUGUACAGUUGUGCUGGCUGACCCUUCGUGCCCGGAGGACUAGGUAAAAAAAAAAAAAAAAAAAAAAUCCAGGGUUGACUUACCCUGUGAUAUGAUCAAAAUUAAUUAAGAAGAAAAACACAAACCUUGUGAAAAAGCAUGUCGAACCCCUUCAGAAUACAAAAUGUGUGGGUAUUAGUUCAGGAACUCAGACUAGGAACAUCUACUGCUGUCAGAAAUGAAUGAGUUUGUUUGAAUGUUAUGCCAAAAAGUGAGUGGUGUAUGUGUUUAUUCGACUAAUUAACAAAGUUGUCCAUGUGUACUUGACCGUUUGUGAUUGGAGAGAAUGUCUUAUCUGCACUUCUUUGCCCUGUCUCCUUAGGGUAGCCACUGAAGAGCUUUUUGUGUCAGUCUUGACUGUUAAUGCAACCCUUAACGUUUCACUUGGCCUUACAGGUGCUCUUGCGCUCAGCAGAAAUGACUUAGCUGUUUUUCCAGGUUUACCUGUAUCGCCUGUGAUGUUCGAGUAACCCCGCUCUGUUCCAAAGUGUUGACUUUUCUCUCUCGAAUAAUGAAUGACUGCAUACUGUUGUGUCUGGCUACACUGAUGUCUGUUGUGGGUUUCGAUGCAGAGGGGAAAUUCACCUCAAAACAAAUAUGCUAGCUGCGUAUUUAGUUUUGUGGGGACGCCUUACCGACAAUUUUUUUUUAUUAUCGCUGCCAUUUCCAAAUAGUUUUGAGCCUCUGCUUUAUACAGCAUGUUACAUUUCAUCAGAGCAAUUUGGACAUUUCAAUUACAAAUGCAAUAAUUUUUCACAAAUGAGUUAAACAAAUUGGCGUUAGUUGCACAAAUGCGAACAAGCAAUGCCUAUAAUUUUUGGGUGGAAUUCCCCUUUGGCACAACCUGGUAUUUACUGAAUAAACCUAUCAGUCCUUGAAAAUCAGUCUUGUUCAAUAUUGUUGGUUAAGGGGAAAUAACAUCUAAUGAAAUCGGUGGAAAAUUUUAUCCCUUUUGAAGAAGUUGGUUUUUUGGAAUGUUUUUUGCUAAAUUCUAAGUCGGUGUUCUAGAACUCCAUUGCUUUCACAUUACCGGCUGUGAUUGUUACAUCAGCGUUAGAAUGUUCAGUUGAGAACAUUCUAAUGACAUAGUUGUGAUCUUAAAUGCCUUAAAGGGUCAAUAAUGUUGCACACGAGUCUUCAGUCUCAACUCAGUCUGAUUUUCCCAACUUGUUUACCAUGUAAAGGAUUCUUAAACCCAUCAAUUUUGGCAAACCACUUCGAGUUCACGCAUGCAUGAACAUUAGACAAAUUAUAACAUUGUAGAAACAGCAGGCUGAUGGAUUAGGUGCUUUUGAAUGUGAACCGAUUUCAACAUUUCUCUGAUUUAUUGGGUUGAGCUUUCCUUUAGACCGUUCACCUGGUGAUCGAGUUGGGGAAAUCAAUCCAAAUUGGGGCUUCAGCUAUUGAGUUGAGCGCCUCUAUGUGCAACUGCAUCUUUAAGAGCUUUUUUGGGCAAAAAUAUUCCAACAAACGCAAAAGCCAUGAUGACAUGAGUGCAUUGUUUGUUCAUCACGUUUGGUACUUUUUCAUGUGUUGAAUGGAAAUCCUCAGAAAAGAUGUGACCGUUUCCUGUAUUGUCUGUACAGAUUGCAUGCAUGUAGAGCUUCCUCCCUCUGUUUGCACGCUUAUAAAGCUGUUUAGAUGGAGCGUUUAUACUGUGUUCUCAUAUGUGUGGAGUAUUUUAAUUUCUCUGACCAGAACCCCUGCGGUCAUGCCCCCCCCAUCUUAGAUCAGACCCCCACCGUAAUAAACGCCAAUCUGGGAGAAGGAGUUUGACUGUAUUCUGUUCUCACUGAGCACAGUGAUUUUAUUUAGGAAAACGUUUACCAUUCUGGAUUUAUGAUUUAUUUAUUUCUUCUUCCCGUGAUUUUUCUAAUUGCCCGUAUUUCAGACGCACGGCCUGCUGGCCUCUAAAAGCCUCCGCUUGUCCACUGUGACGAUAUUAUCUAGCAAUAUCUUCGGAAUAAAUUAGGAUUGAUCAGAUUCUUGUCACAGGUGAAUUUCGGUACUAAAUACUGUUCGCCUCAUCGUUGCUUUUCGUCUACUUUUGGUAGUCUAACUACUUAAACACCUCUGUCAUAAAACACUUUUGACCAUAUUUAUUAGCAUUCAUAGGUUAGGCAUUUCAUUUCUGAAAAAUGGUCCACAUCAAAUAUGUUUUGGCCUGCGAUUAAUGCAAAAUUGCCUGUUUUACUUCUUCAACUCGUCUCUUAGUGGUACAUCACCUCUUGGUAAUUAGCAGUAAUUCUGCAGUAAGCAGACAACCAACAUACUGAAUAUUGGCUGUGGUGUGUCCCUGUUACCUCAGUCCAAAGCCCUAUGAUUUAACUUUGUCUAUAAAUUGUGGCUCGCCACAGAAGCUUUGCCGAAUUCGGUAAGCCCUGGCUACAUGUUGGGCGACUGGCCGCACAACCAAUUUUAAGGUCCAUGAAGGUCAUGUAUUCACACACAGCCCCGCAGUCUUAUGUAUUAUUUUAUAAUAGUCAGUUUACUGAUGAUAAACAUUGAGUGGAAAUAUUCAUUGGACUGAUCCCCAAAAUGUUAAUGAAUCUGAAUACGAUCUGACUUUCUAGUCAGUAAUCAUCCAUUCCGUGUAUUUUUUCCGCUACGAUCUGUCGACUCCAAGUUGAGUAACAGCGUGGUCCUUACCGUAUUGCUUGCCACGUUCCAAAAAAGGGACCGUUUCUCAACGAGCGGUUUUGUUUCGUUUCUUAAUUCCUUUUCACCAAAAUGCUUUUCAAUUUUUGUUUUUUUUAUUUUUAUUUUUAAGUACUGACGCGCUUGCAUGUUGGUGUCUGACUCCGCCCCUUUCUUCCGUUUCCUAGUUAGUGAGAGAUAGUCAAUGCUGUGUCAAUCAAAACCAGAAUGAUGUGUCAAUCAAACCAAACUCCGCCCUUCGUUCUGACACAUUUUCAGCUGCAGGAGGAGGAUCAGGAUCGCAAGUCACGCCCCCUCAACCCCCCCACCCCCACCCCGCCGGCCCCCACAGGGACACGCCCACAACGUCUGUCCGUCCAUCCGUCUGUCUGCACAGCCUCGGAAAGGAGCGACUCAUUGUCUAAAGCUUCGGUGACAGUCGUGUAAAGCAAAUCUCACUCAUGGUAAAAACGAAACAAAAAUGAAUCAUUGAAAAAAAAAAAAAAAAAAAGUUAUUUUUAUUUCUUUUUUUUUUAUGUUGCUCAUAUGUUUUAUUUGAUACUGAAUAAAAUAAAAGAAAAACCUGUGAUUAAAGGUGACUGCUUGGCAAAAUAAAAGAAUAGGCCUUUUCUGCACAAAGACUUAGACAUUUUUGACAGCUCAUAAUGUAUACAUUGUUAGACAUUUUUUUAAUGGGUUUUUUUUCCCGUUUUUUUUUUUUUCUUUUCAUUCUUUCUCGCCUAACUGUGUUGCAGUGUUGUGUCCCUUGUUGGGAUAUUUGUCUGUAAACCUUGAUUAUUAAAUAUAGAUUUAGCGUUGUAAUAAACUGUUUGCUGGGGCUGCUUGUUCAUAUGCUGUGGAGUUUCCCCCCCCCCCCCCCAUGCAUUCCUCCAAACCCGCCAGUCCCCCCCUCCUUCAUCCCUGUCCCUCAGGUUAUUUCAUACUGAAUUCUAGAACAUUCUGUCGCACUUUGGCCAGUACCAACUGGGGAGCAGGGGUGGAGGGGGUUAUGGUCUGUGUGCAAGGGUGCCUGUCAAAAAAAAAAAAAUUUCACCUCAACCAACUUCACUGCACUGUUCCAAAAUGGGGAAGGCGUAAGAACUAAACCAGUUUGGUUCUGAAAAUAUAUGCAUUUAUAGUGAUUGUCGUAACGCGAUACUACGUACUUUUACGUACCUUUUUUCUGUUUGUUCUGUGGUAGAGGUGCUUGUGUACCUUCGUGCAUACACUGUGAAUUUGCUGGAAAAUCUGGCACAUUGAUAAUCGAACACCGAAAUGUAUGUAUUUGCUGUGAACAGUGAUGUGAUUAAUGUUCUGUUUUUAAUGUUUUUUUUUUCGGGGGUUUGACUUCUGACAUGACUGCCAACGACUCUAAAUGUGUUGUUUUUUUGGGAUGAAUUGAUUUGGGGGCAACCAUGGUACUUGGACACAGACCAUAGCAUUACGCAGAAGUCAUGUUAAGUAUGUAAAUGAAGAAUGUGACACGUUUUAUAGAUGCCUUAUUUCGAGGAAAUACUUAAAGGUCUUAAGCGGUUUUCCGUUUUUCAGAUUUUUACUGUUGAUUCAAUCAAGCAUUUACCAAGCUUAAAUUUUGGUACAUUUCAAACAUUUAUUGACGAUUUGAUGAUGGGGGAAUGUUUAGAUGAAAAUGAUGGAAAUUCUCAGAACAUCAAGGUCUUUUCAUGAAUGGUCUUAACUUAAUUUAAAUUGCUCCACGCUGUUUCAGAGUCCCUCGUGUCAUUUUGAGAUAUUCAACAGUGGCUAGUUGAGUACUUUCACUGAACAUUUAAAAAAACUCUAGUACAAUCAUGGCAACUACGAGGUGAAUACCAAAAAUGGGUUUUGUAUCUAUUUAAUGCCUUCCAUUUGUCAACUUUCUAUGUCCGUGAUAUGUUUUUACCAUUGUUUUUUUAUUUAUAUUCAACUUCCCAAGCAAUUGGUAACUAUCUGUGCCUCACAGGUAUAUUAAAUCUUUGAGUUAUAACAAACUAAAAAUGUAUUUUGGGGUGUGAGAUGAUUCGGCAAAGCCAAAGCAUACCGACUAUAAUACUAGAUGCAAUUGGUGGCCAUUUUCUUUAUUGGUUAUGGGUUUUAAGGCAGAGGGUGUGGAUAGAGUGCGUAGCAUGAGGGCACAGCUCCAAGCCUCUUGCAGCCAAUCAGGUGUCAACAUUCAAGCCUUUUGUGAUGUCACACCCAGUAUCUGUUGAGAAUUUGUUUGCCCGUACCCAACUUGCUUUGUAGUGGUAGCUUCUAAUCAGAAGAUUAGAUCUGUUCUCCUGAUGUCUCCUAGUUGUAAUUAUUUACAAAAAUCCAUCAAAUUUUGUUUCUUUUGUAAAUUACGUUUUCCCUCAAUCACAGUCAUUUAACCAAUAAUGCCCUUAGAGACCUCAAUCUUGUGGAUAAAAAAAAAAAAUAGCUGACUUGGCUUCUCUACUUUUGUCCCUGCUAGCUUGUAAAUAUGAAAACUAAAAUAAGAACUUGUUUUUUGUUUUUUCAGAUGUUACUUAGAGGGUUUUAUCGUGGUUAAUUUUCACAUUUUUCAAAAAUGAAAGGUUGUCCAGUGUUGCUUCUGAACAAAGUCGGUACUUGAUGGGGCUUCCUAUCUCCUACCAUUGUAACGUGUACAGGAGAACAGGGUGGGCAUGUUUUUAAAGAUGCACUGUCCUGUUAUGUCCUUAAUAAACUAGAUUUUGCUACCUCUUGGGAACACAGGAAGUCUUUCUGAAAAUAUCUCCCUUCGUGUUUGCCCCUCAAACUUUCAGAAAUCCACCCAAUUUGUUGUGCGACAUGGUUAUUGAUGACAUUUCUGUUUUAAUUUGGCCAAAAGUGUUUUUUUUAUGGCAUUUACUCACUUGUGUGUUUGACGUCUGUAGAUGGUUAGCCCUCCCCAUGUAUAAGGGACUUUCAUAGUGAACCUGUUGAUUUGAAUCGCACUUCUGAUCUUCCUGUUUACUGUAUGAUUGUGUUGUUGCUUGGUAGUCCAGCGGACUUCAAAGUUGUCAAAACAGUCUUCCACUUGUACAUCAGUAUCGAAGGGACACCUGUGCCUGUAUUCAUAGUCUCAGGGCUGCAGCACUGAUCUCGGGUCAGUUUUGCCUUUUAGCUCAUAAUGGAUCCCGUUGGGUUAUAGACCUUGGAAAACUGCUCCCAGAUCAGCUAUUCCACUCCUGAGAUCCUAUGAACACAGGCCCUGGUUUGGGGGUGGGUUUGAUGUAGCGCAGUGGCCUCGGUUCGGUUUAAACUUGAGCAGAUGUUUCUUCUCUUGGACAUGUUGUGCAAACUUUGUGUUCAUAUUUGAAUCCUUGGGGAGAUGCCAAUUUGUAGAAACGCCGCAGUUUAAUUCUCUCUACCCAUAAUUCCUGCUUGGAUGCCAGUUCUAACGUCGAACUUUGACCCUUUAACAUGGCUGCCCAGUCCAGGGACCAGAAACUAAAAGUCCUGCCUUGUAUUUCUCCCACCCGUGAGCUGGGGAGGGUCUGAAUUUGGUAUUUUCUGAACCUGCAUCUUGCAUCUCUGCGGCUGAGCUAUUUAGUUACCUGUGAUGUUCCAAGCUUUUAUAAAUGUCUCAAAAUUGCCGUUUCAAUGGAUGUUUUGGGUUAGUUUUUCAAUAACCUGCUAGUUCGUAGAAACGGGUGUGCCACGUUAGGGUUGAAUUGAAACCCUGCAGGGCAGUAGGAACACGUUUGGGCCGCCCUGCUUUCUAAGUGACUGGUAAGGCUGUUUUUCAGCUGAAAGAACCAUGGGGUAGUUUUGUCGGCACGGUAAACUGAACAUGAAGCUUGAAGCUUGUAGCUUGUUAUCCGCCUUUGCCUCACUUCAUUGUUUUCAGUCCUCACGAACAGCGAAGCUCCAGCAUCAGGUAAGUUCUGGGUCCUCGAUCUCUGCCGAUGGAUUUCCACGGACACUGGCCAGUUUUCUGGGCUCAAUUUGGACAUCCCGGAUCUCCUUUCCUCACAGGUAAUGUGUGGUUUGACGCCACUUUUCAAACCAUACUUCCACAAGGUCUUGUCGAGACGGUAUUUGUCGGCUACUGUAACUGUUGUCUGCUAAAAGCCAUCUGAAGUUUAGAGAUCCCCAGUUUAAGCUCUUCUCCAAUCUAUAGUUUUGCACUCCUCAGAGACAAGAUUUUGAGGACGUGAGUUUGUGUUUUUACCGAAGUCCUGUAGAGUUUUUACUGUAUGCUGAUUUUACCCUCUGUUCCAAAUUAGACAUUGCAGGAUAAAAGGGGUGGUUGUAUCUUGGGGCUGAAUUCCUAAUUUUGUCUGUUCUGCAAAGGCUUAGCCAUGUUUCUGUCUUGCGAAUGUGGAACUGUGCAUCCAGUCCCACCACUGUAGACCAUAUAUCCUGUGUCAUCUUUGCCAUGUCUUUCCUGGUAUUUAAAUAAGCUCAUACAGAGCAUUACCAGGUUGCACUGAACUUGAUGUGCUAAAAUCUUCUAGCGUGUCAUUUUUUAGCAUGUCCAUGUCCAUGUGUUGUUAAGGACAACCCCUUGUGUUACUGUCUACAGUGUUUAAAAGUCUCCUUUUGUAACACAAGUUACAUAUUUGCCAUGUGGAAGUAGUAACUUUGACACAAAAUCUGUUGAAAGUAACACAAAAGUAAUGACAGGAGUGUUUUUAAUAUUAACUUUUUGAGUGUAUGGCUCCUUGCCACCCUUUUGCAUUUAUUACCUUUACAUUUUUAUGACUACCCCCUUUGCACCACACUAAAUAAAAGUUAUUUCAUAAAAAUA
This is a messenger RNA of Conger conger (European conger), 9253 nucleotides long. RefSeq names its product cleavage and polyadenylation specificity factor subunit 6-like. Gene Ontology annotation, biological process: mRNA alternative polyadenylation. Bases 52 to 1806 code for a protein of 584 amino acids. The transcript has 11 exons. Gene Ontology annotation, molecular function: mRNA binding. NCBI's taxonomy places the organism in Eukaryota, Metazoa, Chordata, Actinopteri, Anguilliformes, Congridae. Gene Ontology annotation, cellular component: mRNA cleavage and polyadenylation specificity factor complex. The record is from RefSeq and is a predicted model, not a curated record.